Pecten maximus is the source of this 6975-nucleotide messenger RNA. RefSeq names its product protein KIAA0100-like. The record is from RefSeq and is a predicted model, not a curated record. Lineage: Eukaryota; Metazoa; Mollusca; Bivalvia; Pectinida; Pectinidae.
UGGAAGUCCUGCCGUCUAUGGUACACAGCUGAGAGACAGUUUAUGCCGGGAAUGUAGAGAUGAACUGGUGUUCGACAUUUCGAUUUAGUGAACGAGUGACCGAAAUCGAACGAUUAUGCCAUCCUACUUAUGGACAAUUCUCUAUAUAAUUAUCAUAAUAUGGCUGAUUACAAGUACUCUCGCAUAUCUGAUCCAAUGGCUGCUUCAGCGAUAUGCUGGAGUUUCUGUCAAGAUUGGACGCACUGGAAUAUUCAGCUGCAGAAAAGUACAAAUAUUGGUGAAGAAGGGCCUUAAGUUGGAAAUAGAAAAGGCAUGGUUGUCAAGUUGUUUUGUAAACCAAGAACAGCGAAAGCCCCUUGUGAUCUGUAUCAGUGAUAUCAGAAUCCAGGCAGAUGUACGAAAGGAUGGACAAUUUCCUACAGACAAUGCUGCCUUUCCAGGCUCCACUGAUUCCAACCAACAACACUCAAAUCAGCAAGAAAAUACAAAGAAAGUUACUCUUCCAAAAAUAGCCUACUACUUACAGUACAUGGGCCUGAGAAUGAACAAUCUGACUCUGAUGUUACUGAACACCAUGAUCCCUGACUGCCUAGUCCACGCCGAAGGACAGAGUCUCUCCCUAGAUAUAUCCAUGGUCGACAAUUGUUACGAGUUGACCAUGGAUGUUGUCGGAAUCAGCUGUCGUGCACUCAGAAGUGUUUCAGAGGAGCAGCAGCAGAUAGAACCAUGCCUUGCCGAGAUGUCAUGUAGUACAUUUGUACAUCUACAGGCUCACAAGGACAACAUCAAACAAUUCAAGAUGAUACGACUUCUGAUGAGUAAGCCUCAAGCCAAGAUGACAGAAGCUUUAUUCUCCAGUAUUCAGGCCAUGAGGACAGCGUCAGCCGCCCAGAUGGAAAACAAUCAUGACAGCACAGAUAACAUCACAAAUACUAGGUCAACUCUAAACUUAAAUUUAAUCCCACAGGAGAUCGGUCUAGAUGUCACAGAUUUGGAUGUGAAGAUUGUGAGACAAAAUAUUCAAAGGACAUUGUCAGUUGGAUUGAGAAACUUCCAUAUGGAGUUUCAGAACAACACCAACACUUCAGAGGAGGAACAAAGCAUUUGUGGUCUAUUGGUGGAGGAUUUCCAUACAGAGUCCCCACAAGCUAAGUUUGCUGCCUUACUGAAGGCUAACGUUAAGGUGGAGCUUGAUAAGAACAAGGUUGUGUCAGAUGUGGCUGUCCAGGGGGCAUUCUUCAACUACCAUCACGAAGAGAUCCAGUACUGGUCAUCUGUAGUCACACGAGUGUCCGACACUCACACUGGUACUAACACCCAAAUCCAGUCAAGUAGAAUGUCAUCAUCCUCACCUCUCAAAUCGCUCGUGAUUGACUACUGUCGGAGACGCCAUGUGUGCCUGUCAGUAGCACUCACUGAAAUGUCAACCUCUCUAUCCUCGGCAGCCUAUUCAGGGCUACAUUUGGUGGUCCAGUCAGCCAAGGUGAUAUCCUCUGUCAGUCCCUCUAUAACAGCUGAAUCCUCUGACCUGCCCUGGCUGGACAAUGUAUCGUGUAAAGUUGAGGUUCAAACUGUCAGCUGUCAGCACAUGGUCGCUCGUGUAACGAUGGAUCGUCUGUGUGACAACAUUCACUUCUGGGACCAUGCUUUAUACAUCGGUACUUUCUAUCUUAAGGGUGAGAAACGGUGUGGAGACCUGGAGUUGGAUGUUGAUUUGUGCAAUACUCAUAUAGAAUGGUCUACUCUGACUGUUAACACUGCCCUAUACUUUCUGGGGGCGUUGUUAUGGAAACAACAGUCUGGUGCUACUUCUGUUACCAUACCUACUGAAAUGGACAGAACUUUAAAUAUACCACCAUCCAAUCUUCAGCCAGCUGGGAGCAAUAUAUCCAUGAAAAUGUGUGUGUCCAACGUGAACUUGUUUUUAUGUAAUAACCACAAAGUGUGUCUUAUGUCAAGAAUCGAUGCAGUGGACAUUGAUCUCAACAGACAAACCAACUGUGUAACUGUAGAAGGCUGUAAAGUUAUGUAUAUCUCUCAAGUAGACAAGUCCAUGGUGCUAGUAUCUGCCAACCAACUACACAAUCCAGCUAUCCAUGUCCAGGAAGUAAGGGUUACACACAGUCGGGAUCAGAAUGAAAUGCAUGUGCGCAUUCUGAAGAUUCUGUCCUGUGAGUGGAAGACCUGUCACCACAUGUGUCUGAUACAGGGACUGGAAGAUGUCAAGGAGAUCAAAGCUCGUUACCAAGCCUACCAUCCUGAUGUGGUGGAUAGACAGAAGGACAAUUACUCCCCUGAACAAAGACUCAAGGUCAAUCUCAUAGUGAAGGCAACCACAUCAUUUACCCUCUGUCUAUCUAAGGAGCACAGUGUGACCUUUGUACUGCUGGGCUUCAUCAUGACUCAGUCUGAGGAGGAGACAUUGAUGGAAAUCGAGAGAUUCACAGUCAACUGUGACGAGCAUCAAAUCUUUGUGCUAGAGGGAACAAUGAUGGGAACACUGUCCAAGUACCACCUUCGAGAGGGCAGGCAGAGUGUGGGAAACCUCAAAUGUCCCACUAAUAGGGCAUGGCAUAUUUUGUUCAACAGCUUUGAAAUUGUUUUCCCCUACAAAUACAACUUUGCAAAAUGCUUUGAGGAGUUUGUGAAUUUAUGGAAGUGGUGGAAGUUGGUACACAAAGUGAAGAAGAAGCCAUUCACAGAGGACAGUUUGUUACCUCCUGAUCUUCAGAUCAAAGUCAAGAAGUUCCAGGUACAGCUUAGUGAUGACCCGUUUGAGGUGAAGCUUGGUGACAACUUUGAGCUGAUGAAAGAUGAGUGUUACGAAUACUUCAAGAGAAAGGCUGUUAUGGAACAGAAGGUCCAUAACCUGAGACGUAACCAUGGCUUCAUUCCAGCGGACCGUGUACAGGAAUUGUUUGAUUCUUUGGAUAAGAAAAGUAGUGACAUCUACCUCCAGCGAUCUCGCCUGCUGUAUAAAACAACACCUAUGAGAACCAAGCUGUUCACCUGGUUGAUGGAAGACGUUGAGAUCCUCUCCUACGCCGACAAGUCAUUCCAUGGGAAGGAGAAUAUCGUCAAACAAAUGAGAGACAUUGACAAUCAGAGUCCCUAUCCUGAAGAGGGCCUAGAGUUUUUGACACUUUGGUGUCGUUAUGUAAACUUCAACCUGAGUCUGUGGAAGGUGGUGAUGCGUGAUUAUCCUCACCCGAUGCUUGAGGUCAAGGACAUGGGGCUGUGGGGUCGAUUGAUUGGGGCGGAACAGGAUGGCAGUAAGAGAGCCAAGAGGAAGUGUGUAGUAGAAGUAGAGGACCCCUGGGGUAACAUGGAAGUGGAGAGGAAUUUACCCACCCUCAAGUUCUACCAUGACUUCAGCUGUGAUGUGAAGAGCUGGGUGAUGGCCUAUGGGGCAUGCUGGGAACCUGCUGUAGCUCAGUACAACAUAAGCCUUGAUCUCAUCAACAAACCCUCGAUUGACCCCAGCCGACCUCUGCCAAUCUGGGACAAAAUCCGUCUCCUGAUGCAUGGGCGAUUUUUCAUGUCAGUAGAACAAAUGAGCUGGCUGUACCAUGCCUCCUUUGAUCCCUACAAUACCACCGAGUUCAUGGACUGGUCCUGGUCUAAAGUCUGCCUUGACUGGACCAAUGCUAAUUUUGUCCUACUGGGAGACUUUGACAUUUCUGCAAGAACUACAUCCAAGUAUGAUGACUGUAAAUUACUACAUCUUCCUAACCUCAAACUUGUUUACAAGCUGGAAUGGUUAUGUCACGGCGAUCCCAAUGACCACCAUGCUGUGAUGCCAUGUGCCCCUGACAAAGUGCCGGACUUCUCCCAUGAAGAGCAUGACUCAUUCCGAGCAUUCCGAUCAAAGAAUCUAAAUCUGACAAUUUCUUUGGACACAAAACCCUUGAGAGAGAACACACUGAAUGUUCCCAGUUGUCUGUUCUACGCCAGUACCCUCAGAUUUCUCGACAAAAUCAAGAUGUGUUUUGCGAGUGUCACUCGCCCCAUCCGUCGAGGAUCCUACUUCAAUGUGAUAAGGCCUCGUAAACCACAGCUGACCCGGCACUACAAAACAAUCAAGACAUCUGUGAACCUUCAUCGGUUCAACAUCUGUUACUGGAUGUCGUUCAAUAAACAACUAGGUUCGGAGCUCCUAGCCGACUCUUUUGUGUUGUCACUCUGUAAUGACCUAACUCUAACCCCGGUGGAGGACGGACUGUUCCAUCGACCUCUUGCCUCGUGGAGUGUUCGUUACCUUCAUUGCCAGCUGACUGGAGCUAAGACAUGGCUAUGCAGCGCCCGGAGACAAACAGAGGACCAGUUGAAUGUGUCUCUCCGUAACCCUGUUGAUAAGAACUUCUUCCUGAGUGUCGGCAGAGUGUCUUAUCAGAGAGGAGACAACACCAGUACAUCAUACGAGGAGGAUGAGGAGGAUGAUGAGGAAGCUGACAAACGGUUUGAUAAGGCAACCCACAAUGUACAAGUCCAAGAUCUAAAGGGAGCGUGGACCAAACACAAUCGUACAGUGUUACUGGGCGUGCUUGACAGCUACACCAAGGCACAGUCACUCAAGCGAAACCUAUCUGCCGAUGCACUCAAAAAGUUCAAGGUUGAUGGAGGUCAAGGUCCAAAUAAGACAAGGUCUAUGUCCCUAACAACAGGUGCCCCUGGCUCCCCUACCACUCCUAACCCCAGCCCUGGGACUAAACUCAGCAGUGUCCACACCCACUCGCUUCUAAUGAAGCUGGUGUCAGAGUCAGAUAGCAAGUCUGUCGCAUUCACAGAGGAGCCAUCAAAUAUGAAUAUGGACCAGUUACAUGGUGUGGCUGCCUGUCAGACAGAUGAUGUCUACUGCAAAAACUGGCUCAUUGAGCUGCACAACAGCCAGAUGAUGGUGAAGGGGUGCGAGACGUCUGGGUAUGUGAUCGUGAGUGCCGCUAAGGCCCAGAUUGUGUCCUGUACACACCAUCCAGUCUGGCAGGACAACCAGCUCCGUAGUAAAACCUCCUGGGUCACCUCUGUCGAGUGUAUGCAAUACUAUGCUACGGUUGACCCUGACAACAACCUUGAUGAUGACACCAUGCCCUGGCUGCAACCAGAGAAUGUGGAAGAUCGCUCUGAGCCAGAACUGUCCGGAGUGUCAGAGAUGGUAGGGAGCGGCAGCAGUGUUGGAGGUGUCGUCUACAGUACAGUGGGCAGUGCUAAACAGUCACCGAAGUUCCCAAAGACAUCAGUGCAGCUACAGAGAAUCAUCUCCAGGUGUAAAUGUCAGGUGUUCUUUGCCAGCUACGGUGAGGUGGACGACGAAACUCUGCCAGAAAUACCUCCUCCACCAUCAGAGGAUUCCUCAGACAUGAUGUCCAGGGAAGAAGGAGUGGACAGCUUCACACUGCUUCACCAUGACCUUAACGUGUGUACAAACUCUCUGCAGUAUGCCAUGAUUCUUGAUAUAGUGAACAAUCUCCUUCUACAUGUGGAGAAAACAAAAAAGGAGACGACCGAGAAACUGCAGAGUAUGAGGUUCCAGCUACAGCUGUCAAGGGAGGAGGACCAGAAAACUCCCAUACAGCAGCUACAGGAGUAUGUCAGAGAGAAUGUACUAACAUUGCGGAGACUAGAAAGAGAACUGUACUUGAUAGAGAAGGAGCUGGAGGAUAGUGAUGAUUCCAGUCUGAUGGAGCAAUCAGAGAAGCUGGAGAUGAUGCUGUAUGAUUGUAAGGAAAAGAUCAACUCCUCAAACGAAGAACUUUCCCUCAGGAUUAGUUGUUUGAAGGAGAGUCAGCUCCAGGUGAAAUCACAGAUGAAAACAACUAAAACCCACCAGGCAAGAGUAGACAAGAGACAUGAAGUGUGUUUUAAGUUCGCCCACUGGAGACUGACCGAGGCUGAUGGUCAGUUAGGGGUCACAGACCUUGCUCUCCGAAAUUUUGUGUACACUAAAGUGAACAGAGACAAUGACACAUGGACUCAUCAGCUGGAGUUAGGCUGGAUAAAGAUGACCAACCUCCUCCCCAAUGCUAUAUACAAGGACGUGAUUGUGCCCUUACAUCCGAUUGGAAAUGAAGGUGACAACCGUCAAAUGGCCAUCAGGAUCUUGUGCAGUGAAAGACCACCAGUGGGAGGAAUAGCAGUGAAGGAACACUUCGAGGUCAAUGUUGUACCAAUGCAGAUCCAACUCACCCACCACUUCUUCAAAACAAUGAUGGCAUUUUUCUUCCCUGAUAAAGACAUUGAGGAGGAUGUCCAUGAUGAUGUAUCUGACGGAGGAGCAACUUCAUCUCAGAAGAAGAAGCUAGACCGUAAACCUUCAGGGAGGAAGGAAAAGGAUUCGCUCAAAAAGUCUGCUUCAUUUAGCUCGGAGAAUGAUAUUGACAAAAUGAAGGAGCGAGCAGCGAAGAACAAUACAUUUUUAUAUAUCAAGAUACCAGAAGUGUCUUUACGAGUCAGCUACAAGGGUAUGAAGGAAAAGAACCUGAAGGACAUCCAUGAUUUUAACCUGGUACUGCCCACUCUGGAAUACCACAACCAAAUAUGGACAUGGUAUGAUCUUCUGAUGCAGAUGCAAGGUGACAGCAAGAAGGUGGUGCUAUCUCAGGCAAUCAAACAGAAACUUCACAUGAGAGCUCGGGUAGGGGAGGAAACUCCACUUACAGACGUACAGCAAGAGGAGGAUAAGAUGAAAAUGCUUCUUGGUGCUAAGCUUCUUUCUGGAAAAGAUAAGCCUGUGAAGAAAACUAUAUUUGGAAAAACACCAAAACAGUGAUAGCACAUUGCUACAUGAAGACAUACAUUCUUUUAGUUAACAAUCCAGCUUGUUGUCAGUGAUGCAGAAAUAGCAGGAAGGAGUCAGCAAUGUAUUCAACUGUAUGGUACUGGUGAGGAAUCAGAUUAAAAUUUUGUCGGUGCUAACUUCUGACUCUUCCUACUUUUUAUUGUUUGUAUGUUGUGGUUUUAAAGGAAACAAUCACCUUA